Molecule: messenger RNA, 2031 nt
Organism: Salpingoeca rosetta
Lineage: Eukaryota; Choanoflagellata; Craspedida; Salpingoecidae
Exons: 6
Coding region: 388-2031 (547 amino acids)
Source: RefSeq, a predicted model, not a curated record
CAAAGGACAGAAAAAAGGACAGAAACCAAGCAAGCACCAUUGCGUGGUUGGAUGGUUUGUGGACGCGAUCACAAAGAAGGCCUUCCUCGCGUUCACGCAAGCCAGCAAGCAAGCAAGCACCUCGUCGUUGUGGUGCAACAAGAGGGACAGCUCUACAGCUGCUGCGCGUGUAUUAUUGAUCUGCUACACAAGCAGUGGUAGCCACUCCACGAUGCAGUGGGCAAUGCGACCGUGCUCUUUGUGUCGCACACAUGGCGGUUCAAGAAGAUGACACACGUGCUGAACGUGUUCAGCGUGCUGCUGUUGCUUUGAGAGUUUGCACAUGAAGAAGAAGCAGGCAGGCAAAGGAAGCGUCUGCCACAAGAACCAACCUCACCCCCGACUCCCAUGCAAGCACCUGCUCAAGGCUCGACCCCAAAGUACUCACAAUUCAUACAGCGUGGGCGACCGCAGGAGAGCAGACUGGGGAUGAACGUGGUGGGAGCGGACGAGGAGGACAAAGAGGUCGUGCACGGAGCAGAGGACGUGGUAGAGAGGGUGUGCAUUCACAGCAAUCACAACAGCGUCACCACAAUGAACAACGCGGCACCACUCCUGCAACCAGUGUUUGGGAGCGGCAUCAGGCCCAUUCCCACCAGCACUGCCUGCGCCUGCACACGGGCCAGCAUAUUCACCAUCUCUGACGCAUGCCAUGAUGCCGACAUUGUCAACGACACCAACCAUCACAAGCACAUUGCGGCCGCUGCUGCGGGGUUGCAGUGCAGACGCCAGAACAUGUCGACCUCAUCUGCAGCACCGGCAACGACAGCAACAACAGCUGUGAUGGCAGCAGAAGCAGCGGCGGCAGUAGGGCUUGUCCACCCUCCUUUCCGAACACGGUGCCGCCGUUUCCUCAUGUCUGCGACGACGGCUACAGCCACAUGGCCGUUCAGGGGCACCACUUCUGUCGCGGACUUGCUUGAUGGCAUCACCAGCAUCCUAAUCAUCGUCCUCUUCACCCCAUCACCGUUAUCAACGACAACGACUGAAGCAGCAACGACUGAAGCAGCAGCGGCAUCACCAUGGGCAAACACUGCUGCACCACCAGUAUCGCUCUCGGCGUAUGUAGCGCUUGCAGACAGAGAGCUGGGGGCGGAGAAGAUUCACAUGCUCAGCUGUCGCGACGACGAUGCUCGCAAACAUGGCCGGUUCAAAGUAGCAGACAGGAGGCUUUUUGCUGCCCAGCUACAUCACGUUCCGGGCCACUGGGUGCUGUCUGCGUCAUACGACGGCACGGUGUACGUGGCAGACUCAUCAACGCAGUCCUCCACCGGGGAACAGACAGAGGUGUCUGGGGCACCAGCUGCGCAAGCUGGACAACACAAGCCACCCACCCCCACUUGGGUGUCACCACUGCGGAACCAGCACGAUACAACCUUGCGCAAGCCUUCAAGUUCGAGCAUGGGAAACCAGCUGCAGCGACCAGCCCUGACUUCAGGGGAUCAGAAAGAGGGGAAUAUCGCGCGCGCCCGAGCGAUUGUUGUGCUGUCGUUUCUGGCAGACACAUUGUGUUGUCGACCACACGAAUUGGCCGACCUUGUGGCAAACCUGUUUUCCGCAGCCACACCCAAGGCCUUCAAGGCGGCUGCCACGAAGCUCGCACAGAACAUAUGGCUUCGCCUCUUUCAACUUCCCCGCCUGUGCAUGAUUCACAUGGCCAUGUUUGCGCUCGUGCUUGCGCUCGGUGUUGUUGUGGUCCAAGACUUCCGCGGACCCCCAGAGGCAAACCGGUGGUUCACCGCCUUUGUGCGAAUGCAGAACAUCUGGCAGGAUCCCAACAUGUCGCUGGCGCGCAAGGCCUUGCAUCUCGUGCAAACUGGUGCUUGGCUGUGUGCCAGUGCAGUGUGGGCGGCCGUCAUCGUCAUUUCCCCGGUGCUGCAGGACUGCGUGCAACACUUUGUGUUGUUUGUGAGGGAUGCCCUACCCCAACUCGUAUCUGCCCUUCAGCAGGCCAUUGGUGAUCAGCGCCGUCCCCUCGCCCUGCGCGUCUAA